Cryptomeria japonica (Japanese cedar) is the source of this 1803-nucleotide messenger RNA. RefSeq lists its product as uncharacterized. The record is from RefSeq and is a predicted model, not a curated record. The transcript is spliced from 4 exons. Gene Ontology annotation, molecular function: protein binding. Bases 1 to 1803 code for a protein of 600 amino acids. NCBI's taxonomy places the organism in Eukaryota, Viridiplantae, Streptophyta, Pinopsida, Cupressales, Cupressaceae.
AUGCAACUGCAAUCAGACAAAUCUCAUCGUCUCGAGGAGAUCAAGACCCAGUUUAGAGCAAGAGAAGGCUACUACAGGCUCAUGAACUCGCCUGAUUACUCACAACGGUCUCAAAGAGCUAUGGGUUUUAGCACUGGUACAACUAACAGUAAUUCCUCUACUACUAGCAAUGAGAAGACAUGUAUCAAGAUCUCACUAGUGACAAUAAAUGAAUAUAAUAAUGACAUUGUAGCAGGCCUUCAACUGCCCAACUCGAACAGUGCUCGUGAUAAGAAGAUUUGUUUCAAUGUUGGACGUGAGCUUUUUGUUUACAAUUAUGAUGGAGUCCGCACUGGACCAGAUGCCAGCAAUCCCAUCUACAAACGGUCUUACAAAGGAUCAUCACCAACCUGCCACGAUUUUAAUCAAGCUACUGCCACUUCUGCAUCAAUACCGCUCCUCGUGGGAUUUUCGCACGGUCAGUUACAAUUGAUUGACUUGAAUGGGUCUGAAGAUCAGGAGGCAUGCAAAGAGUUUAACGUUGAUAGACUUAUCGAUAAAACUCAAGUGACUUGUGUCAAAUGGUUACCUAACUCCUCAAGUCUUUUUCUUGUUGCUCAUGCAAGUGGGCAAUUAUAUUUGUACAAAGAUGAUUUGCCUUGUGGACCAGCAGCACCAACAUACCAGCUAUACAAGCAAUCAGAAGGAGUAACGAUUUAUACCUGCAAGACUAAAACAACUAGAAAUCCCAUUUACAAGUGGAGUAUAGGAGUACAUUGUUCUUUAAAUGAAUUUGCUUUCUCGCCUUGUGCAAAAUAUUUAGCCUGUGUCUCUCAGGAUGGUUUCUUGAGAGUUUAUUGUUAUGACACAAUGGAUCUUGUGGGAAGAGCUAGAAGUUAUUACGGUGGUCUUUCCUGCGUUUGUUGGAGUCCUGAUGGAAAAUAUGUGGUCACGGGAGGUGAGGAUGAUCUUAUCACAGUUUGGUCAUUUGUGGAGCGACGAGUUGUUGCCCGUGGAAUAGGUCACAGAUCUUGGGUGUCAGUAGUAGCUUUUGAUUCCUUCUAUACAGGUUAUGAUCUCAAAGACCGUGAUUCCAGCUCGCCGGCGUCAACCUCUUAUCGCUUCGGUUCGGUUGGACAAGACACCCAAAUUUGUUUAUGGGACUUGACUGAGGACUUGUUGAAGCAACCAAGAGCUAAAUUAAAGAUCAACUCCAUCAGUGGCGCCACUAGUGCAGUGAACCUUACUGGAUUAUCAAAUAAUAUGCACAAUAACGAUGGUGAGCUGUCACAGAACCAUUUAAAUCAGAAAUUAUCUGAGAAUAUUUCGCGAAACGAUACCUCGGAUAAUCUUGGCGAUGUGACAACCGACUUGUCAAACCCAAAAGACAACAGUGUCUCGUCAGCCGUCGGUUUUCUAUCCAACAAGGGCAGUGGAUUUACAAAAACUUUUAGUCUUGUCGGAAAACGAGACAAGCGCAACUUGAGUCAACGCAACUCCAACAAAAAUCAAAACUCUAGAAAUAACUCCAACAUUCUCAACAACAACUCAAAGAGACUAGUCGACGACCCUAAUAAGCUUAUGGGCAGCCCUAUCUGUCCAAGAAUGAACGAAGUGCCCUUAUUAGAGCCAUCGGUGUGCAAAAAAAUAGCCUUUGAGCGAUUGACCUCUCUCAUCUUCUGCAAAGGAGGCUUCAUAACAUCAUGUCAAGCGGGUUAUGUAUUCUCUUGGGCUCGACCGUCUCGUCGUUCACUGAGAAUAAGUCCAGGACAAAGCAAUGAGGAAUUACGCGUCAUUGACGUUGGAACGAGUUCAGUCGUGUGA